Calliphora vicina (urban bluebottle blowfly) is the source of this 1975-nucleotide messenger RNA. Its product is annotated as zinc finger protein ZFP2-like. Gene Ontology annotation, molecular function: zinc ion binding. Bases 100 to 1797 code for a protein of 565 amino acids. Gene Ontology annotation, cellular component: nucleus. NCBI's taxonomy places the organism in Eukaryota, Metazoa, Arthropoda, Insecta, Diptera, Calliphoridae. The transcript has 2 exons. The record is from RefSeq and is a predicted model, not a curated record.
AUUACUACAUAUUUGUAUAAAAAAAUGAAAAUAUAUUCAACAAAAAAUCAAUAAGUGCUUAUUAAAUUCUACAAAAGAAAUACAACUAAUAGCGUAAUUAUGAGCACUAUUAGCCAUAAAAAUCUACAAGAACUAUGUCGUGCAUGUUUGAGGAGUCUAAAACACAACAAUCUAAAUACAAGCGAAAGUAGUAAUUUUGCUGAUAGUGAAUGUAAUGCUGGAACAUCUAGUUUAAAUAGUUUAUUAUUGCCCAAUUUGUGUAAAUUGUUCAUGUUCCUAACCUCGUAUGACGUGAAUAAUGAAUAUGACGACUUUCCGAAACGUUUAUGUGAGUGGUGCUAUAGUCGUCUAUUGGAUUACGAUGAAUUCCGGAAGUCGGCCGUAAGAAGUACAGAAAUGUUGUAUGAAAAAUGGAAUACCAGCAGGACGGAAGAAUCAGAACCAGUGGAUGACAGUAGAGAAGCAAAACCAUGCAUUCAACUGCUUCAAAACAUUAAGGAUGAGGAGAAUGUGGAGGAGAAUGAUGAUGAUAAAUUGCUUUUGCCGGAAUUGGCCAAUAUGCCUUUGUAUAUUAAACCUGAACCAGUUUUUGAAGCAAUGGAUACCCAGUUUAUAUUACCAUCUUACCUUGAGGAAGGUGAAGUUAAUACCGAUCAAAUAUCAUAUGAAUCCUAUGAUACCGAAGAAGAUGCCGAUGAUGAAGAGCUACUACUACCGAACGGCGCUGCAAAUAAUUCCAGUCCUUCUAUUAACAGCUCCGAAGGAAAGGUAGUACUGUCCAAAAGAGAUCGAGAUCGAAAGUCGCUACACUGUAAUGCCUGCAAUAAACAGUUCUACAAACAGGUUUAUUUGGAUGCCCAUGUUCGGGGAACUCAUUUGGGACAGGAGAAGCCAUUUCAAUGUUCAAAUUGUACCAAAGCAUUUACACGUUACAAUCAAUUGUUUCUCCAUAUCAAAUCGAAGCAUAUCGAAAUGCUUUUCCGUUGUGAUUAUGAAAAUUGUGAUGCCUCUUUCGCCGUUGCCAUCAAGUUGAAGAUGCAUCGCCAAGUCGCUCAUAAUUCCUCAGAAGAACUUAUUCAGCAAGACUACCAAGAAGAAGAAGAAUAUGAAGAAGCAGAGCCUGACAAUUUGGAACUUGAAAUGGAUCAUAUUUGUUACUUGUGCAGACGUAAAUAUAGUUCUAAACGUGCCCUUAGAGAGCACAUAAAAAGACACAAAAAGAUCAAAGAACAUGUUUGCAAAGAGUGUGGUGUGGCAAAAGUAACACGUACCGAGUUAGUUACCCAUAUGCGCACACAUACACCCAACUUGGAGAAAUUCCCUUGUCCUCAGUGUCCUCAAGUAUUUAAUCAUAAAAAUGCUAUAUCACGUCACGUUAAAGUCAUCCACGAAGGCCUCAGACGGUUUCCCUGCAACUAUUGCCCCAAACGUUUUGGAACGCGAAAUUCUCAAGUUUGUCAUGAACGUUUGCAUACUGGCGAACGACCAUUCAUUUGUGAAAUUUGCGAAAGAGGUUUUGUGCAACCCGAGGGUCUUAGGUCUCACAUGAAAAAUCAUAAUAAAAAUUUACGCAAACACGUUUGUAAAUAUUGUUCACAACGCUUUAUAACAUUGAAAAAUCUUGUGGAUCAUGAACGGCGACAUUUAGGCGAUAAACCACAUAUUUGUAAUAUAUGCAGCAAAGGUUUUUAUAGCGAAACAGAUUUAAAGAAUCAUCGCAGCACACAUUUAGAAGCAGCAGCUGGCUCAGAUCAACUAGAAAUUGCUGUCGAGAAUGAAUCAGAAACAUUUUUAUAGAGUAAAAGGAUGCAAAUUUGAUGGCACAGUUAAUAUAUUAACAUCCAACUUAAUUGAAUUUGUUGAUUGUAUGGCAAAUGGGUGUUUUAAAUUCAUAUAUCUAACCCUUAUGUAAUUGUUUAAAAUAAUGUAAUAUUUAUGAAAUAAAUAAUAUAACAAAUAAAUGUAUAAAAUGGUA